Boeremia exigua is the source of this 1805-nucleotide messenger RNA. Its product is annotated as glycoside hydrolase superfamily. NCBI's taxonomy places the organism in Eukaryota, Fungi, Ascomycota, Dothideomycetes, Pleosporales, Didymellaceae. Gene Ontology annotation, biological process: carbohydrate metabolic process. Gene Ontology annotation, molecular function: beta-galactosidase activity. The record is from RefSeq and is a predicted model, not a curated record. Bases 96 to 1805 code for a protein of 569 amino acids. Gene Ontology annotation, cellular component: beta-galactosidase complex. The transcript is spliced from 2 exons.
GCCUUCUUCCCAAGUCUCGGGAUCCUAAUUUCGGACAAUGACACUUCAAUCGCACUCUAUUCCAUCCGACCUACGCGACCAAUGGUUAACAAAAAAUGGGGGAGGUCAACCCUUACAAUACCAUGAAUGGGCGUCAGACCCCUUACAUCCAGCAAGUUGCCAAAGGUCACAACCUGAUAGUCAAUGGGAAGCCGUUUUUGAUGCUUCCAGCGGAGCUCCACAAUUCUUCCUUCAGUUGUCCAGAAUUCAUGAAGAACAUCUGGCCUGUCUUGAAAGACUCAAAUGUCAACACGGUGCUUGCCAACGUGUCUUGGGAAGACAUCGAGCCAGCAGAAGGAAUCUUAGAUUUCAAGCGUCUUGAUCAAGGCAUCCGCGAUGCAAGGCAGCGUGGUUUUCGUCUCGUGCUUCUGUGGUUUGGUGCAUUCAAGAAUGGGAAGUCGAACUAUGCCCCACGUUGGGUCAAGACAGACCCUGCCAGGUUCCCUCGCAUGAUGUUGUCCUCCGGGACCGACGUUCCUCAAACAACCGAUGUUCUCUCGAUCAUUCAUGACGAGGUCGUCAAAGCCGACAGUGCAGCCUUCAAAGCUUUGAUGCAGCACCUCCGAAACGUUGACAGUAACCAUUCGACCGUACUCAUGGUACAAGUGGAAAACGAGGUUGGCCUACUUGGAGGCUCGCGGGACGUGUCGGCUGACGCCGAAGCUCGCUUCCAAGCAGCCGUCCCAGCUGCAUUAAUUGAGAUGAUCCGUACGGGAUGGUCACAUCUGCAUGAAUCGUUCAAGCAAAAUCUGCAGUUCUUUCGUCAAGAACUGCCGUUACUGAAGGUCGGUUCAGCAUCGUGGGUGGAGGUAUUCGGUGCAACAAAUGCAACAGACGAAUUGUUUAUGGCUUACCACUACGCUCUGUAUGUUGAGAGGGUUGCAAAAGCAGGGAAGGCAGAAUACGAGCUGCCGCUGUUUACCAAUGUGUGGCAAAAUUAUGCCGAUGAAGACGCCGACAAGACGCAGCCCAUCGUUGUUGGCGGUGGUGGACAACCCGGUGACUACCCGUCCGGUGGCGGCGUUGUCAAUGUGCUCGAUGUGUGGCACCAUUUCGCUCCCUCGCUGGACUUCAUCGCACCGGACUUGUAUCUGAACGACUACAACGCAGUCUGCUCGAAAUAUCGCCAUACGGGCCAGCCGCUCUUCAUUCCAGAACAGAGGAGGGAUGAUUAUGGUGCACGUCGUAUAUGGAGUGCCUACGCUACGUACCAUGCCUUAGGCGCAUCACCAUUCGCCAUCGACUCCUUGAAUCCUCAACAGAACCCUUGGCGAAGGCACUUCGCCCUGCUGGGCCACGUCGCAUCACAUCUGACUGCAGCCCGGAAGAUGAAUCAAGAUACUUUCGGUUUUUGGUUUGACAAGCUCGACGAGGGUGGAAAAGAGGGCGAUCGGCACAUUGUGCGGAUGGGCGGCUGGGAAGUAACCGUCGAGCGCUCGUUCGUUUUCGGUCAGCCUGGACCAGGAUUUGGUCUGGUCAUUCGACUCGAGGAAUCAAAGUUUCUGCUUGUGGGCGAGGGCUUCCAGGUCAGUUUUGCUUCAAUGAGGCAGGGCUCUUCAUUCACAGGUUUCCUCUCCUUUCUCGAGAAGGUGCACGAUCCUCAGACCGGAGUAUUAGUGAACGGAAGAACGCUCAAUGGUGACGAGACGAGGAGUGGACAGCUUGCAAUUAUGCCGAACCAGCAGCCAGACCCCGGGACGUUCCCAAUCUGCAUCACUAUUCCUGCACGCUCUGCCAUUGCGGAGAUCGAGAUUUACGAGUUCUGA